UCUCCUUGUAAAUCUUAGCUGCAUUCAAACCUCGAUUGCUGUCUGAUCUAUGUUUUUGAGCCCUAACGCCGUAAAUCACUGGAUUCUAUUAUUUUUUUGUUUUGUUCCCUCAAAUUGGAAUACUCUAGGGUUUCUGGUAUCCCAAGUAGAAGAUGUCGAGGGAAGAGGAGAUUGUCGUCAGGGACGUCACUAAUGCUGGCCUUGUCGUGAGUGACCGCAUUAGCAGAGAUGUUUCUGCUCAGCUCGACCUCGAAGAAGCCCUUGAAGCCGCCAGAUACGCAAGCCACCCGUACUCAUCUCAUCCCAGAGAGUGGCCUCCUUUGGUUGAAGUGGCGGAUACUUUGGAGUUGCCUCCUGUACUGAUUGAAAGAUACAAUGCAGCCAGUGGGGAGGGAACAGCAUUAUGUGGAAUAUUUCCGGAGAUACGCCGAGCAUGGGCGUCGGUAGAUAACUCUUUAUUUCUUUGGCGUUUUGAUAAAUGGGAUGGUCAGUGCCCUGAAUAUAGCGGCGAGGAACAAGCUAUCUGUGCUGUUGGCCUGGCCAAAUCUAAGCCUGGCAUCUUUAUUGAAGCCCUUCAGCAUCUCUUAGUCCUCGCAACUCCUGUUGAGUUGGUUCUUGUAGGAGUAUGCUGCACUGCUAGGCAAGAUGGAACAGAUCCAUAUGCUGAGGUUUCACUACAGCCCUUGCCAGAAUAUGCAGUACCAUCUGAUGGUGUCACAAUGACAUGUAUCACAUGUACAGAUAAUGGAAAGAUUUUCCUGGCUGGCCGUGAUGGUCACAUUUACGAGAUGCAGUAUACGACUGGUUCAGGCUGGCACAAGCGUUGUCGUAAAGUUUGCCUUACUGCAGGUUUAGGAAGUGUUAUUUCAAGGUGGGUUGUGCCAAAUGUGUUCAAGUUUGGAGCUAUUGACCCCAUUGUCGAAAUGGUUGUGGAUAAUGAGAGACACAUUCUUUAUGCAAGAACAGAGGAGAUGAAACUUCAGGUGUUUGAUCUGGGGGAAGAUGGUAUUGGUCCACUUAAGAAAGUUGCAGAAGAAAGGAAUUUGAUCAAUCAGAAGGAUACAUCUUAUGGGGGUAGACAGUCUGCUGGAUCUAGAGCAGUUAACCGGGCAGCAAAACCAUCAAUAGUUGGCAUUGCACCUUUAUCAACCAUGGAAUCAAAGUGGUUACACCUUGUUGCUAUUUUAUCAGAUGGUAAGAGGAUGUACCUUUCCACCAUUCCUUCUAGUGGGAACAAUGUCGGAGGUUUGGGUGGACUAAAUACUGCUCGUCAGAAGCCAUGUUGUUUAAAGGUUGUAACAACCAGGCCAUCACCUCCUUUAGGGGUCAGUGGUGGGCUUACCUUUGGAGCCCUGUCUCUUGCUAGUAGAUCACAGGCUGAGGAUUUGUCACUGAAGGUAGAAGCGGCAUACUAUUCUGCAGGCACUCUUGUCCUUUCUGAUUCAUCUCCCCCAUCCAUGUCCUCUCUUCUCAUUGUGAACAGGGAUUCAAGCACACAGUCGUCUCUCUCAGGCAGUUUUGGAACAAGUUCAAGGAGCUCUCGGGCUUUAAGGGAAUCCGUAUCUUCUCUACCAGUAGAGGGCCACAUGCUAUUUGUGGCUGAUGUUUUCCCUCUUCCAGAAACAGCAGCUAUUUUGCAGUCUCUGUAUUUAGAUUCAGAAUCCUUUGGAUUUGAAGGUUUUGGAGAAUCAUGUGAGAAACAAUCUGUGAAACUUUGGGCUAGAGGUGACCUUGCAAUGCAACAUAUUUUACCAAGGAGGAGGGUUGUCAUAUUUAGUACCAUGGGCAUGAUGGAAGUGGUUUUCAACAGGCCAGUUGACAUUCUGCGAAGGUUGUUAGAGUCCAAUACACCAAGAUCAAUAUUAGAGGAUUUCUUUAACCGUUUUGGAGCUGGAGAAGCGGCGGCAAUGUGUUUAAUGCUGGCUGCGAAGAUAGUCCAUUCUGAAAACCUAAUAACCAAUGCUGUUGCUGAGAAGGCAGCUGAAGCAUUUGAAGAUCCACGUCUAGUUGGAAUGCCACAACUUGAAGGUAGUAAUGCAUUGUCAAACACAAGAACACCCCCUGGAGGCUUCAGUAUGGGGCAGGUUGUUCAAGAGGCUGAACCCAUUUUUUCUGGUGCUCAUGAAGGACUUUGUUUGUGCUCAUCAAGGUUGCUUUUUCCAGUGUGGGAGCUUCCUGUUAUGAUCGUCAAGGGCGGUGUAAGUUCUGCUGCUGGUUUUGAGAAUGGGGUGAUUGUUUGCAGACUUUCUAUUGGGUCGAUGCAAAUCCUUGAAAGCAAGAUUCGUUCAUUAGAGCAGUUUUUAAGGUCAAGAAGAAACCAGAGGAGGGGACUGUACGGUUGUGUUGCUGGUCUGGGAGAUGUGACUGGUUCUAUUCUGUAUGGAGCUGGUUCAAAUUUAGGACUUGGUGACCAGAGCAUGGUAAGAAACUUGUUUGGUGCUUACUCCCGAAACAUUGAGUCAAGUGACGGUGGGACAUCUAAACGGCAGCGCCUUCCAUAUAGUCCUGCAGAACUUGCUGCCAUGGAGGUGAGAGCAAUGGAAUGUAUUAGGCAGUUGCUCCUUAGAUCUGGUGAAGCGCUAUUUUUACUCCAACUUUUAUCACAGCAUCAUGUGACUCGAUUGGUUCAAGGGUUUGAUGCCAGUCUGCGGCAGGCAUUAGUUCAAUUGACAUUUCAUCAGCUGGUUUGCUCUGAGGAGGGUGAUAAGCUUGCUACAAGGCUUAUAUCUGCUCUUAUGGAGUAUUAUACUGGUUCUGAUGGCCGAGGGACAGUGGAUGAUAUCAGUGCGAAAUUACGGGAAGGUUGUCCAAGCUAUUUCAAGGAGUCUGACUAUAAAUUCUAUCUUGCUGUUGAGUGUCUUGAGAGAGCUGCAGCCACUGCUGACAUUGAAGAGAAGGAGAAUCUUGCUAGAGAGGCUUUUAAUUUGUUAACUAAAGUUCCAGAGUCAGUGGAUUUGAGUAUUGUAUGCAAACGAUUUGAAGAUUUGAGAUUUUAUGAAGCUGUGGUCCAUCUAGCACUGCAAAAGGCACAGGCGAUUGAUCCUGCAGGAGAUGCUUUCAAUGAGCAAAUUGAAGCAAGCAUUCGAGAAAAUGCCCUAGCUCAACGUGAGCAGUGCUACGAGAUAAUCACCAAUGCUUUACGUUCUUUGAAGGGACAAGCAGGGUCACAAAGGGAAUUUGGUUCUCCCAUUAGACCUGUCGUGCAACCUGUCCUUGAUAAAGCCUCUCGGGACAGAUACAUACGGCAGAUUGUUCAGCUUGGUGUCCAGUCACCUGACAAAGCAUUUCAUGAGCAUUUGUACAGAACAAUGAUUGAUGUGGGCCUUGAGAAUGAGCUAUUGGAGUAUGGGGGUUCUGAUUUGGUGCCUUUUUUGCAGAAUGCUGCCCGUGGGUCAAUACAAGUGGUUCGGCCUGUUUCUGCCAUAUCAUCUGGAGCUUCUCCUAUGGGUCACUCGGGGUCACCACUUGCCGCUAAUCAAGUCAAGUACUGUGAACUUCUGGCAAGAUACUAUGUAUUAAAGCGGCAGCAUGUCCUUGCAGCUCAUGUGUUGUUGAGACUUGCAGAAAGACACCCCUCUGAUGCUGUAGAUGCUCCUACACUGGAGCAAAGGCGCCAAUACCUCAGUAAUGCAGUUCUGCAGGCAAAGAAUGCAAGCAAUAGUGAUGCUCUAGCAAGUUCGGCCCGAGGUGCUUUUGACAAUGGGUUAUUGGAUUUGCUUGAAGGAAAGCUUGCUGUUCUUCGGUUUCAAAUCAAGAUCAAAGAGGAACUGGAGGCUAUUGCCUCAAGGGUAGAAGCUUCAUCUGAUACUUCUGAGUCCAUUCCUGAUGACUCCUCCCCUCAUAGAAAUCUGGUUGCUGAUGCCAAUAUUGCAAAAACGGCACAAGAGAAGGCCAAAGAGCUAUCAGUGGAUUUGAAAAGCAUCACUCAAUUAUACAAUGACUAUGCAGUUCCAUUUGAGCUUUGGGAGAUAUGUUUGGAGAUGCUCUACUUUGCGAAUUAUUCUGGAGAUGCUGAUAGUAGUAUUGUCAGAGAGACCUGGGCCAGACUUAUUGAUCAAGCUCUUUUGAGGGGUGGAAUUGCUGAAGCUUGUUCUGUUUUGAAGAGGGUUGGUUCAAGUGUCUAUCCUGGAGAUGGAGCUGGCUUGCCUCUAGAUACACUAUGUCUGCACCUUGAGAAGGCUGCAUUGGAGCGAUCUGUUUCAGGAGUUGAACUUGUUGGAGAUGAAGAUGUUGUAAGGGCUCUUCUUGCAGCUUGCAAGGGUGCUGCUGAACCUGUGUUAAACACCUAUGACCAAUUGCUAUCAAAUGGAAUUAUAUCGCCAUCACCAAACCUCAGGUUGCGCCUUCUACGUUCUGUGCUUGUGGUCCUUCGUGAGUGGGCAAUGUCAGUGCUUGGGCAGAGAAUGGGAACCAGUGCUACUGGAGCUUCUCUUAUUCUAGGUGGAGCAUUAUCCUUGGAGCAAACGUCUGUCAUAAAUCAAGGAGUCCGAGAUAAAAUCACUAGUGCAGCAAACAGGUAUAUGACUGAAGUGCGUCGUUUAGCUCUUCCACAGAGCCAGACAGAGGCUGUUUACCGAGGUUUCCGAGAACUUGAAGAGUCACUGCUGAGUCCCUUUUCUUUUGAGCGGUUCUGAUUUUUUUUUUUCAUGUAUAAUGUAUCAAAAAUUUCCAUGUAACAUAAAUUUAAUAAGUUGCAGUUUUUGUAUUAGUUUAGUUGAUUGAACUACACUCUAUUUUGAUGA
Molecule: messenger RNA, 4742 nt
Organism: Telopea speciosissima
Lineage: Eukaryota; Viridiplantae; Streptophyta; Magnoliopsida; Proteales; Proteaceae
Product: nuclear pore complex protein NUP155-like
Exons: 13
Coding region: 153-4634 (1493 amino acids)
Biological process (GO): transcription-dependent tethering of RNA polymerase II gene DNA at nuclear periphery; RNA export from nucleus; protein localization to nuclear inner membrane
Cellular component (GO): nuclear pore; nuclear pore inner ring
Molecular function (GO): structural constituent of nuclear pore
Source: RefSeq, a predicted model, not a curated record